Messenger RNA from Bombus huntii, 1953 nucleotides. RefSeq names its product ataxin-2 homolog. NCBI's taxonomy places the organism in Eukaryota, Metazoa, Arthropoda, Insecta, Hymenoptera, Apidae. Bases 1 to 1953 code for a protein of 650 amino acids. The transcript has 2 exons. The record is from RefSeq and is a predicted model, not a curated record.
AUGAAGUUCCUUUUAAUAACGUGUCUACUGGUUACGAGCUUAUUAUGUGUCACAGCGAAAACUGAAACCGAAGAUACUGAAGAAAAAACAGAAAUUACGAAAUUGGAAUUAGUAGAUCUUGGCGAGGGGGAUAGCGAUGCCGAAACCAAAGAGUCGGAAGUUCAAAAAAAGAGAGAUUCGGGAUAUUCCUAUAGGAGACCGGACAGUUUUGCAUUAGCUUCGAGAGCCCGUUUCCAAGUCGGGCAAUCUGGCCACAGAGGACGUAUCGUUAAUAGACAUCCUGCACAAAUAAAUAGACCUAUUACCAAAUACGGACCACCGGGUUAUCAGAAUUCAUCUCCAAUAAGACCUGCAUCACACAGUCAACAGCACCGAGAUAAAUUGCAAUUCCAGGGUCAUUUCAGUCAACAACAUUCGAACAACUUUGAUGGUCGUCCUAGUGGUUUGCUGGAACAAGAAGUACCGAGUCCAAUUAGACAGGUCGAUUUCGUCGAACCGAAUCCAAUAUCCACUCAAAACGAUGAACCUUUCGCGACUCACUCGGCCAAUUACUUACCGCCGCAAAAUCAAAGGUUACCUGGUUAUUCCGCACCGCAAGCUUUUUCCCCGUUCCAAGCAGGACAGAAUUCUAAAGGUGGUGGUCAAGGUCAGUCAUUAAACGUCCAAAGUCAGAGCAUCGUACAACCGCAAGGACAGAUCUCGGAUGCGACGCUGUUCUUAACGCAAAAUGCUCAAGCGAUACAACAACUUUAUGGUGCGCCCCCGAACGAACAAGACUUUGCACCACACACCGAUCAAUUCUUAGGUCACAACAAUCAAGUUCAGAAUCCGAAUGGUCAGUUUCAAAAUUUCGAGAGCAAUUUGCAAAGUCCGCAAAGUUUCCCAGGACCUCUGCCGUCAUACGCGUCUGGAACUCUUAGCGCCCAAGAAACUCUAGAGCAAAUACAAUCUCUCGAAAAGGACAGAUUGAUUGCUCAAUUACAGCGAGCGCUCGUAACUCAGACUCAGGCCCAAAAUGCAGAUGCAGCAGGAAGGUACGCUCAAAAUCAGCCGAGCUUCGUUCAGAAUCAAGAUCUUCUGGCUUCCCUUGGACAGCGAAUGAAGAUUCACGGUUUAAAUACACAACAGAAUACCGUAAACUUGGGCUCUGGAAAUACAGCUUUCAAUCAAUCACCUUUUUUGCCAGGGACAGCAAUCAGUCCGGGGUUUCCGCUUAGCUACGGACUGUCGACAACUAUUCAGCCUCCAACUACCACUACAACGACAACUACCACAACCGUGCAGCCUCCUCAGGCUGCUAAAGGCGAUGGAACCUCGCAAGUCGGUUCUUCCGUACCUGCGCCACCCCUAUCGCCAUCCAGUCCAGGAGUUCCCGUUUACGGUGGAUUUGUUCCUACUUUAAUCGCCGGUGCGGCUUUCGCAUCGAACGUACCAACUUACGGUCCUACUUUCUUUGCACCCGGUGCCAUCGCAUCCGUUCAAACAUCAGGAUCUUUCCCUACACAUUUUGGACUACCCAUUCCCACAGAUCCUAGUCAGAAACCUGGAACGAAACCAUCCACGGUUUCUACAACUCCGUCACCUUCUUCGACGAAUCAACCUAACGCUCCUUCACCUCCGCCAGUUAGUACCGCGCCACUUCCUAUACAUCCUGUUGCAACUCCGCUUCAUCCAGUCGUAACUCCUCUUCAUCCAGUAAGUCCUUUGCAACCGGUGCUUCCUCCAACGUCGACACACGUGCAUCCAGUACAAACUCCGUCAACGACACAUCCGUCUUACGGAUUACAAACGGCGGUAAUCAAUUCACUUCUAUACAAGCCCAUCAAACCGGUCUAUCCGUUCUACUAUUACCAGAACGUCGCAUAUCAGGUACCUAAGCCGACGUUACCAACUUAUCCGUGGAGCUACGCGCCGACCUAUGCUCAAACGAAACCGACCCAGAUAUGGAAAUGA